Molecule: messenger RNA, 7304 nt
Organism: Synchiropus splendidus (mandarinfish)
Lineage: Eukaryota; Metazoa; Chordata; Actinopteri; Syngnathiformes; Callionymidae
Gene: rp1l1a
Product: rp1 like 1a
Exons: 9
Coding region: 515-6913 (2132 amino acids)
Biological process (GO): intracellular signal transduction; retina development in camera-type eye; photoreceptor cell development
Cellular component (GO): axoneme
Source: RefSeq, a predicted model, not a curated record
UGCGUCAGAGUUAUACUUUAAAAAGAAUCUUUCCUUUCAGAUUUUUCUUUUUAAACAUAACUGAACAAGUCAGACACUUACCGUCACCGCUCGGUGACGCAGCUAAUACGUCAUCUAAAGCGUCAGUGAACGCGCCGCGCGCGCGUGGUGCUGUCAUUUCUCGCUGCCGGUCGACCUUAUUUACAGUUUCCAAUUCACAUUAUCAGUCUCGGUCUGUAGUCCUCUGCUAAUACCCGCGCUUACAGUGAGUGUCCAGAGUGGAGGACCUUGCCAGGGCUUGUGUGCAACUUUGCACACAUCCUUCAAUUUGUCCACAAGGAAUUCUCAUCAGCAGUGACCACAUCCUUGCCAACUGUGGACGUACUCAACCACUUGUCUACCUCAAUCCUCCCAGGCUCACGUAACGCUGCUGCAUCAGCUGUGAAGCCUGCACUUGUGAACCAGAAAGUGACAUAAAUAUGGAUGAUUCAGCAAUUUCUUGAUGUCCUUGAAAGAGUGAGAGUGGCACCACAUUAUGCAUUCAGUCCAGGAGGGGAUGUGGGACCCCCAGCCACCGUCUAAACAUGGCUCACCUCUCCCCCCUCAGCUCCCCUCUCACCCGCGCCUCACCCAUUUGAGAUCAGCCACCCCAGCUAAACGGAUCACCUUCUACAAAAGCGGCGAUAGUCAGUUUGGGGGCGUCAAGAUGGCCAUACACAAGCGCAGCUUUAAAUGCUUUGAUGCGCUGCUCGAUGACCUUUCCCAAAAGGUUCCACUGCCAUUUGGGGUGCGGACCGUGACCACCCCCCACGGCACCACCAAGAUCAAACACUUGGAGCAACUCGAAGAUGGUGCCUGCUAUCUGUGCUCUGACCGGAGGCAAGUCAAGCCUAUAGACAUGGAGUUGGCCAGUAAACGACAGAAUAUUUGGUUCCAUAAUAACCGGAGGUCUCAGCGACCCAAUUCUGCAUGGGCGACACCUCCUGGUCAUCCACCUCACAGGCAAAGACGGAUCCUGCUGUUGAAGAACACAGAGCCAUGGAACAGGAGGACUGUCGUACUUAGCAGAAAGUUGACCAGGAGUCUGAGGGCUUUUUUGGAUGAGGCAUCAGAGUUGCUUCAAUUUCAUGUCCGGAAACUUUACACUGCCGAAGGGCGCAAGAUUGACAGCAUUCAAAGCUUGGUGACUUGUCCGGGUGUUCUGGUGUGUGUUGGUCGGGAGCCAUUCAGUCCAACAGUGGUGAACGUUCUCAGGAAGAGUUCUGAGGAAAAGCUGGGACUGGCCAGCAAGUCCCCAGGUCUUGGUCCCAGGACUCCUGGAAACGACGCUAGAUCCCCACAGCAUGGAGCUCAGUCUGGAACCAGCGAGUACAGUGAAGGUCCUGACAUCAAGAAGAAUGUAAACUUUGGACUGGAAACCAAAAAGAGCAUCAUCCAUCCUCGAUCUGACUCAUCAAAUCGGUCUGCGCGUUUCUCUCUCUCCUCUGAGAAAUCAUAUGUCAACAGUUUGAACGCCAGACCGGCUAUCAUGAACGAUGACAUUGAAAAACGUGUCCUAGUCAACAAGGAUGGGAGUCUCUCUGUGGAGAUGAAAGUCCGCUUUCGUCUUCAAGGUGAAGAAACUCUACAGUGGUCCACACAAAUAAAAAAGACCCCGACUCUGAACAGCGACCUCUCUCUGCACGAGAACACGGCGAGUUACUUACAACAUGCCCAGUCAGGAAGCUGCUCAGAUCCUGAUUCUGUGGCGUUUGGUCCAGAUGGCAUGGAGGAAGCGAACCACUCGCGUUGCUGCUACCACAGACCGGAACGUCAUUACGACCUGUGGGAGAACCCAGUUCAUAGUCGCAAGCAACAUCCUGUCCCACCACCGCACAGCUCAAGUCGAACCAUUCUCAGACAUACUCACUCGUCCAGCUCCUCCUCAUCCUGUAACUCCAGACGAGUGGUCCGGUGCAGGGCACAGCUCACGAAUGGGAGAACCAGCCAGUUGGUCCAGAAAGAGAUGCGUGUCACCGAACAGGUGGAGCACAGAGUGGAGAUGGAGCAGAAUGGAGAUACUCAUGUGGAGGUCAGCAGCGUCAGCCGGAAUUGCAGUCACAGCAAGGUGGUGCUUGUUGAUAGCAAUGUAAGCAGUGCAUCUUCUGAAAAAGAGGAUGAAUGCAGUCAGUAUGGAGCAAGCACUUGUAACCAAGUCAUUCAGUCACUGAAGGACAACGAUGAGGAGGAGGAUUUGCCGCCCAGCGCUUCACAGUGUAGCCAUCGAAAUGAGCAAUCCCCAAUUUCACCAACAGAAAAGGAUAAUGAGCAACAAAUCUUCUCUGAAGUUAGCGGCGCCUCAAACACGUCUCCUAAAAACGACAGACUAGAUACGCAUGCAAGUUUGCAGGCUAAUGAUUCAGCACAUUCAGUUGCCUCCCUGCAAUCUGGGACGUCUGCUGUAUGUUCUAACUGUGGGGGGUGCAAACGUGGAGUCAAGCGUCCUGCCAAUAGGAAAGUUGAUGCCUGUGAAAAUGUUGCCAACGUUUCUGUGAUCUCCACGAAAUCCAAAGGAACAAAUCCAUCAAAUGAUGUCGCCUCGGUGGUGUCUGAUGGCCAUGUGAGCAGAUCGUCUGCUGCCAUUUCCACAGGGUCAAAUCCUGAGGCAGCAGAAUGUCUGGCCCCCAGUCCAACAUCAGUUCGAUCUGGGAAAUCUUGCUCUGAAGCCAAUGGGAUGGAUGGAGAAAGAAGUUCUACACCAGCUAGGUCACAGCUGUCUGCAGUCUCCAACAAGUCUCUGAAGUCAAACUGCAGUGGCAAAGCUAAACCAAGAGAGAGAAGCACUAGCCUUUUGUCAGCUAAAUCCUCAGAAGCCUCCAGCGUCGCUAAAGUUACCUCCCACAAUGCAGUGGAUCAAGAAGCAACCAAAAGUCCUCACCUUUUGGUGAAUUGUGAUGAUGAUGUGCUGACCAAAUGCAGUGAGUCAGAAAGGUCUUGCAGUCGUUGUUCCAAACGGUUAUCACCAGAUGCAACGGAGAAUGGAGAGAUAGUGGAACUUGAAAGACCCAUCAGUGCUGCGUCAAACUCGUCUGAUCAGUCCAGCAAGUCUGUUACAGCUGCGGAAAAAACACUGUCAGAUGGUGACAAAGAUAGAUGUGGACGGAGGUCUUCCACACCCUUUAGAUCCAACUGCUCUGAUAAUAACAAAGGUAACGGUAGUGUACGAGGAGUUUCCUCCUGUGCCGGGACCGUCUCUCCCAUGUCUAGCUCGUCUGUGAAAUCUUACCAUUCAAAUAAGACAAACAGCAAAAGACUCAGGUCAGCAACACCAAGCUCAAACGUGAUCACCAUUCCGACACCUGCAGUUUUUGAUGAGGACGGAAAUGAAACAACAGACCGGCCCCAGAGUACUGGCUCCAACAUUUCAGAAAAAUCUAAGGUUUCACUGGCUUUAUGUGAGAAGUCCAGUGCUAAUGGAGAGGCUGGUUCUGAAGCAGAGGAUUUGGAUCGCUGUGUUCAGGACGAUGGCGUGCUUAGAAAGCAGGGUGAGUUGCUUUCGCCCUCCAACCCCCAAAGCUUUCAUUUGUCUAAAUCACCAAACACCGGUGGAGAUUCAAGAGUGUCCAGUGUUUUGUCAGUUCACUCCACAAAGUCGAGCAGGUUCAAAUGUUCUUGCGGAACCUCACCAGCUCUUGACAAGGCUCAGAGUGAAGCAGAGUUAGGACGGGAGGAGAAUAAUCUGAACCAUAAGAGUGAUGAGGACUUUUGUUUCGAAGAAGCACCUUCGUCCCCCAAAACAAGACAGGAGUCAGUAGGCACAGACUUACCCGUAAGUCAGAACUCAUUUGGUUCUGUUUCACUGGGGUUGCCGGACGACCGGGACACUGCAGAUUCAGACAGCGGCAAGUCAAGUGUUUCGUAUCGUAGAAGAGAUAGGUCAACUCGUAAUCAAGAUGUUGACGGAAUUAGUUCUGAUGUUUCUCCUAAGUCCAAAAGAAAUGGGAGUAAAAGCCCAUCUGUUCAUGGUCGGCCUGCUGUUAUCCCGACGAUUGAAACUCCCAGAGCUGCUGAAAAUGAAGACUGUCAGGAAAACAAUGUGAAAAGAGCUGAAAGCGCAAUUUCAUUGUCAAAUAGCAGGUCUCACAAGUCAUCCUGUCGCUGCAGUGAGAAAACAGGCACAAGUGCAGGUAAAGAGACGGUUGAAACGGAGAUAAAGGUGGGCGCAUACCACCAUGCGGCAUCAGUUAAAUCACCACCAAGUGCUAAAUCAGGUCAUGCAGACAGAAGCGACGUCAACGGAGUCGAUGAGGAUGAUAGUGCACAUUCCAAGUGCUCCAGUUCUCACAAACGCCCGUCUCCUGAUAACAUGAAUUCCCCAGUGGUGAAGGACAGCAAGGAAGACUGGGGCAGCAUGCGAUCUGGAAUGAAAGAUCUAACUGGACGUGGCACUAGAACUCCCAACAGAGGGAGGACUCCCAAAGAAACCGCUCAACCCCUUGAUGAUUUGAAUGACGGCAGGAAGGAAAGUACCUCACGGCAAAGUAGGAAAUCAAAAUUGAGCAAGACUACUGAUCAGUCAGCAUUCAACAAGAGGGAAAGGAACCACCAAGAUCUGUGUGAACGCCCUGACGUCGACCUCAGCCCAGCUUGCUUGCCCAAUGCUUCCCCAAGCGAAGUUGUAAGCAACUGGCUUCGUGGCAUCCCUGCUGAUAGCAACCUGAUAGAAAUUGACGACGAGUUAAACAAGAACAGUCUAGAGAUGGAGGCAGAAAAGAACGAGGAAAAGACAGAAGAAGGACAUGUAUGUGCUGAAGAAGGCCUAGCACAGGAAGAGGAGCAAGAUAAUGAAGGACAUUGUGCUUUAGGAAAGAGGGGUUCAAGCCCUGGACAAGACGUUGCAGAGAGGUUUACUGAAGUGGAGAGUCGGAAGAACUGGGAGUCCUCUGCUGCGGUCAUGAAGGUUCUUCUGAGUUCCUCACUGGGCCGGUGCCAGAGCUUGCCAGAGGUGUCGCCCGUAUAUGGCCGCAGAUUGAGUACUUCAGCUAAAGGGCUCCUGGACUGUUUGACCCAACUCCAGCUCAUCGAACCAGGAGUGGGCCAGUCUUACCAUCAGCGGAAAGGUUGUACCCAUCCAUGUGAAGACAUCAUGGUGAUCCUCCAAUCUUUGUGGCUCACAGAAACCAGAGACCCAGAGGGUUUAAUCAUCAGCACAGACCAGGCGUCACCACCGAGGUCCUCAUCAGGCGUUGGAAUGAGUAGUGGCUCAGGUGGGUCUGGAAAGGAAAACGAAACACCUCCAAAAGAGGAGGAAUCUUUGCCCAGGAAGAAGGAAAGAGUUGAUAAAAUGGAGUCAGGGGCUUUCUCAGAGUCUCUGGAAACCAAGGAGCCGGCGGUGAACCAGACUGACGGGGAUGAAUGCAUUGACAGCCAUCUGACAUCACAUAGUCACACUGACAAAGGAGCAGAGACUGUAGACAUCGGAUUGGAGGGCGCCUCAACUGUCCUGCGGCCACCCCUAUCCAAAAAGCUGUCCCAAGAUCCUGAUCCGGUGUGGGUCUUGCAUCUUCUGAAGAAGCUGGAGAAACAGUUCAUGAACCACUACACCGAAGCCAUGGCAGACUUCAAAGUUCGCUGGGACCUGGAUGACAGCUUGAUUCUGGACAAGAUGAUCACCGAGCUCAAGCAAGAAGUCAAACACCGUGUCCAGAGCAGCAUUGACCGGGAAAUGAAGAAGAUUCAGGGCCGGGCUGGCAGAGGUCAAAGGUUGCCCCGGCCGCCACAAGACAUGAAUCUGUCCCGAGAGUCGUCCAUGGCAGAGAAGAGGCGGCGUAUGUUGAAGGUGAUGAAGAACCAGUCUGUUAAAACCACAGACUCCCUCAGUGAUGGAGAGACGACUGUUGAUCUGAGCGACCAGCGAAGUGAAGACGAAUACUGCCCUUGUGAUGCUUGUGUCCGUAAAAAGAUGGAGGCCCGGCCUUUUAAGGUUAACCCCAUGGCAGUGGAUGCUCCUGUUCAGAUGGAGUUUGACCUCCUUAAAAUACUUCAGCUGAAGAAAGCCCCAGUGCCAGCUCCUCUGCCUGAUUCAUCGACUCCAGAAAAUGGAGGUGACACCAUGGUUGCACGUGAGGAGGGGAGAAAUUUGGAUAUUGUGGAAGAAGAGGAAGAGGAGGAGACGGAGACAGAAGAGGAAAAGGAUGAGCAGAAGAGUGAAACUAAAGAGGAUAUUGUCGCUGAGCUUGUAUUAGAGGAGACGAUCCUGGAGGAAGAUGAGGGAGAAGAAGCUGAUUUAACUGCAGAGGAAGAAAAGAGUAUUGAACAAGAGGAUGAAGAGGGAGCAGCAGUUGACGCGCCGCAAUGCCAGUGUGACAAUCAUGAGGUGAGCGAUGAAGAAGAUGUGGGGGAUACAGAAGCUGGUGGAGGCAGUGAUGGGGUAACUUGUGAGGGCGAGGAAGCAACUGAGGGCUGUGAAGGUGUGACAUCUGGAGAAGAAGUAGCAAAGAAUGAUGACAACGAAUCAACUGAAGGAGAGGAGGCUGUGGAGGGAGGCCAGAGUAGUUCAGCGAAGGAUGAAGAUGAAGAGGACGAUGACACUGCAGAAGGAGGAACUGAGCACCAGACAAACGGGUCUCACGAGGGCGAGGAAGAUGCUGAGGACACAAACGAGAGACGUCCAAGUGACCUGUGCGUCGACGAGUUUCGAGCCUCUGAGGCCGAUGAGCAGGACAAUCAGGGAGAUCGUGAUGACGAGGAGGGAGAAACGGACGAGACUGUUGAGGAUUUAAAAGCCGAUGAUGAACGAGUGGACAAGGAGGGGACUCUUCCUCACCAGUUCACCAGGACUUCCGUGGAGUCCCAGCCCGGCUCUCUGGAAGACCCUGACGUGGAUUUGGAUCCUCUGAGGACAUGUGACGGCACCAGGAAAGCUUCUGGUGGGUCAGUUGGGGUGCAGGACUGACAUGUCUUCGGUCGCCAGGUGGAGUGCAAAGAUGCAAACCUGAAGGUACUGACGAUGACAACUGACUUGGAGCCACAGCAAAGUCUGGAACACUGGAAGCACUUUAUUUUUUUCAUGUGGGCGUUGCUGAGGACAUUUUAACAAUCUAGUUUCUCCAACAUGACUAUUUCCUGACAUGUAAUUUGUACUGUUUUGUUUUGACAUUGUGCUGUACUCUGAACUCUCAAGUAUUCGUGGCACCUCUUAGUCACACAGAGGGCACGCAUAUGAAACACAUACCUCUACUUCGAUACAGUAAAACAGUGACUUCAUUCUUGUGUUGAACUGAUGUUAUACAGUCUGUCCAGGUCACUAAGUAAUUUAAUAAACAGUUCCUGUUUGGGGGAAAAAA